AUGCUUUUCACAGCCGGUCAAUUGUUUCACCGCUCCGUGGGACGCUUUCUCUACAGCACAAUGUCGAAGCCAAAGGUUGGAAUUAACGGAUUCGGACGUAUCGGACGUCUUGUGUUGCGUGCAGCAAUCGAGAAGGACACCGUUGAAGUGGUAGCAGUCAAUGACCCCUUCAUCAACAUCGACUAUAUGGUCUAUAUGUUCAAAUAUGACUCAACCCAUGGUCGCUUCAAGGGAGACGUUCAUGCUGAGGGAGGCAAGUUGGUUGUUUCCGCACCUGGAAAAACCGCUCACCAUAUUACCGUACACAACUCGAAGGACCCCGCCGAGAUCAAGUGGGGAGCAGAUGGCGCUGAGAUUAUCGUUGAGUCCACUGGUGUGUUCACGACGAUCGAGAAGGCGAGCGCUCACUUGAAAGGUGGCGCCAAGAAGGUGGUCAUCUCAGCACCGUCUGCAGAUGCACCAAUGUUCGUGAUGGGAGUCAAUGAGGAUAAGUACGACGCUGCCAACAACCACGUCAUCUCAAACGCAUCAUGCACCACCAACUGCUUGGCACCUCUUGCUAAGGUGAUCAACGACAAAUUCGGUAUCGUUGAGGGUCUCAUGACCACCGUCCAUGCCACAACCGCCACCCAGAAGACCGUCGAUGGCCCAUCUGGCAAGCAGUGGCGUGAUGGACGUGGUGCAGGACAGAAUAUCAUCCCAGCCAGCACUGGCGCAGCCAAAGCUGUUGGCAAGGUUAUUCCACAACUGAAUGGCAAGUUGACCGGAAUGGCAUUCCGUGUUCCAACUCCGGACGUUUCAGUUGUUGACUUGACGUGCCGUCUUGAGAAGGGUGCAUCGAUGGAUGAGAUCAAGGCAGCAAUCAAGGAAGCAGCCAACGGAAAAAUGAAGGGCAUUUUGGGAUACACUGAGGAACAGGUAGUUUCAACUGACUUCACAGGUGACUCACACUCGUCAAUCUUUGACGCAGGAGCAUGCAUCUCGCUCAACCCGAACUUCGUCAAGCUGAUCUCAUGGUACGACAACGAGUUCGGUUACAGUUGCCGUGUAGUAGACCUGAUCUCUCACAUCAGCAAGCACUAG
This is a messenger RNA of Anisakis simplex (herring worm), 1083 nucleotides long. NCBI's taxonomy places the organism in Eukaryota, Metazoa, Nematoda, Chromadorea, Rhabditida, Anisakidae. The record is from the annotation of a GenBank genome assembly.